GUGGACCGGCAGCACCGUGAACACGUUUUAACUGUUUCUGUUGUCAGAUAAAGUAAACCUCCUGAAGAACAGCUGUUUCCGGAAGCCGUUUAGUCCGGCUGUGAUUGACAGGCGGUGGGCAGGAGCUGGAGAAUGUCUGAAGAGAUUCCCCCUGAGGGGGCGCAGACCCAGACCCAGUCCCAGUCCACCCAGUCUGCUACCCAGUCCACCCUGUCCCCGUCCCAGGCCAAGUUCCAGUCUCAACCUGGUUCCAGUUCAUCCAGCGGGCCGACAUCUGGCAGUCAGUCCUCCAGUGGUUCUGGGACCCUGAGCAGCGUGGACACCCUCCCCGUCACCCUGCCGUCCGUCCCCGAGGAGCCAGAACUACAACCCUGGGGCCGCCUGCUACCGAUGGCCCGCGGCUUCAGGAGCCAUGACUGUGUGGAGGACCAGUACCUGUUUGGACGGGACUCCAAGUGUAACUACGUCCUGGAUGACCCUGAUGACCGAGGAUCUAAGAAGUUCAGAAUUUACAGCAAGAAACACUUCAGGAUCCUCAGAGAGGGCUCUGAGGUCUUUGUGGAGGACUAUAGUAAUAAUGGGACGUUUGUGGACGGGAUUCCAAUCGGCAAAAAUAAGAAGCUUCCUCUGGUCAAUAAUGCUGUCAUCGCCCUGGCAGAACAACGAAACCGAGUGUUUGUGUUCAUCGACCUGAUGUCAGACGAUCAGUCCAGUUUACCCAGAGAGCUGCGGGAGAAAUACCUGCUGACUCGACGAAUCGGAACAGGUGUGUGUGGGGAGGUCCGCCUGGCGUUCCAACGUUCCACCUGCAGGAAAGUCGCUGUGAAAAUCAUCAACAAGAAGAACUUCCAGUCUGAAGGGACGGCGACACGGAACGCCACGACGGAGAUCGAGAUUCUGCAGCGAGUCAACCACCCUUGUCUCAUAAAGACAGAAGACUUUUACCAGACGGACGACAGUUAUUACAUCGUCCUGGAGCUGAUGGAGGGAGGUGAGUUGUUCCACAGGGUAAAGUCUCAGCAGCAGCUUCAGGAGAAUGUGGCCAAACUCUAUUUCUACCAGAUGCUUCGAGCCGUCCAGUACCUCCACAGUAACGGGAUCAUCCACAGAGACCUGAAGCCUGAGAACAUCCUGCUGUCGUCUCAGGAGGACGUCUGUCUCAUCAAGGUGACAGACUUCAACCAGUCCAGGAUCUUGGAGGAAUCUGUCCUCAUGAGGACUCUGUGUGGGACUCCGUCCUAUCUGGCUCCUGAAGUCUUCACUCAGGCGUCCACCACUGGAUACAGCCUCGCUGUGGAUGCUUGGAGCCUCGGAGUCCUGCUGUUCGUCUGUCUGGGUGGAUAUCCUCCUUUCCACGAGAGUUUUAGUGACAAGCCAGUCACGGAUCAAAUCAUUCUUGGAGAGUUCACCAUGGUUCCGUCCAAGUGGAGACACGUCUCUGAUCAAGCGAAGGAUGUGGUGAGGAAGCUGCUGGUUGUCGAUCCCAGCAAGAGGAUGAGCAUCGAGGACGCUCUGCAGCACCCCUGGUUACAGGAUCAGGGGAUGCUGAAGACGGCUCACAGACUCAUGUACCCACCUGUAGAGGGUGCUGCUGCUGCUGCUCUCAUGCAGGAGGCGCCAUCAGGAGGACCCUCAAAGAGGAAACGAGGCGAUGGAGACGAGGAGGACCAACAUGCUGCUAAGCGGAGCCAAGCCCCGCCCCCCAGCGCCGUGUAGAGGACCAAUCAGGUUGAGCUGCUAGUCAGCUGACCUGUUCACUGCUCAAACACUUGACUGUAAAUAAAGUUCAUUCCAAUUUUCUAAUAAAGCCUUUUAUGUUUUUCCA
Molecule: messenger RNA, 1825 nt
Organism: Acanthochromis polyacanthus (spiny chromis)
Lineage: Eukaryota; Metazoa; Chordata; Actinopteri; Pomacentridae
Gene: chek2
Product: checkpoint kinase 2
Exons: 15
Coding region: 133-1716 (527 amino acids)
Biological process (GO): protein phosphorylation; mitotic DNA damage checkpoint signaling
Cellular component (GO): nucleus; cytoplasm
Molecular function (GO): ATP binding; protein serine/threonine kinase activity; protein binding
Source: RefSeq, a predicted model, not a curated record